AUGCGUGGAUUUAAACAAAAAUUAAUAAAGAAAACCACGGGAUCAUCUUCUUCUAAUGGGAAGAAAAAAGAUAAGGAGAAGGAAAAAGAGAAAGAAGCCUCAUCUCAUGGGUCUUCAAAACGAUCUACAUCAGCUUCCUCCACGUCGUCAACAAGUUCGUCUUCUAGUACAACUUCAGCAACGGGGACUAAAACCACUGUGGAAAGAACUACUUCUAAAAAUAGCACAACAAAAACUCAUCAUAAAGCUUCAUCUCAAUCUCAAUCGGCUACAAGAAGAACAAAGCAAUCUGCUCCUCUGAAUCUAACGAGUAAACCAUUAGAUUAUCAACAACAACAACAACAACAACAACAACAACAAUCCAAACUACAAGAUCAAGUGGGUAAAAAAGAUGAUCGUAAACAUUUAACAGUAAAGACUAAUGAUCAAGUGAGACCUCAUCCAAGCUUAAUGGGGGCUGCUGCUCAAGUUAGUGCACCAACAUCUCCUCAGAAUAGCUCACCAAGGGAAAGUAAUAUAUAUAACAAUAGGAAUAUAACACCUGGGAUGAAUGGUAGUAGUGAUCCACUUCAAUCUCCAACAAAUAAUGGGAACACAACUUCUACCUCUACGUUAGGUAUUGAUAUUCCAAGAUCUUCACAUUCUUUUGAAAAAUUGCCCACUCCAACAAAAUUAAACCCAGACUCAGAUUUCGAUAUAAGGAAAACCCCACAGCGUCAUUCUUCGUCAAGGUUUGAACCUUCUAAAUAUACACAAUUAACUAAAUUACCUAAUUUUGAUGAAGUUCCUGUAGAAGAUAGAUUUAAUUUGUUUCUUUCCAAGGUAGAUCAAAGUAAUACUAUGUUUGAUUUUAAUGAUCCAAGUUUCGAUAUUCAAGGUAAAGAAAUAAAAAGAAUAACUUUACAAGAAUUGAUUGAAUUCAUAGUAACAAAUAGAUUUACUUUCAGUCAAGAAAUGUACGAGCAUGUGAUUUUUAUGUUUAAAAUUAAUUUGUUUAGACCAAUUCCUCCUCCUGUAAAUCCGAUUGGAGAAUUAUUUGAUCCAGAUGAGGAUGAGCCGGUUAAUGAAUUAGCAUGGCCACAUAUGCAAUUGGUUUAUGAAUUCUUUUUAAGGUUUAUCGAAAGUCCGGAUUUUAACCAUCAAGUAGCAAAACAAUAUAUCGAUCAAGAUUUUGUCUUACGGCUAUUAGAAUUAUUCGAUAGUGAAGAUAUACGUGAAAGAGAUUGCUUAAAGACAACUUUGCAUAGGAUCUAUGGGAAAUUCUUAAGCUUAAGAAGUUUUAUACGUCGUUCAAUUAAUAAUAUAUUCUUACAAUUCAUUUACGAAACAGAAAGAUUUAAUGGUGUUGCAGAACUAUUAGAAAUAUUGGGAUCCAUUAUUAACGGGUUUGCGUUACCAUUAAAGGAAGAGCAUAAGAUUUUCUUAGUUCGUGUUCUAAUACCUUUACAUAAAGUACCAUGUCUAUCAUUAUAUCAUCCUCAACUUGCAUAUUGUAUCGUUCAAUUUUUAGAAAAAGAGCCCUUAUUAACAGAAGAAGUAAUAAUGGGAUUGUUACGUUAUUGGCCAAAAGUAAAUUCCACAAAGGAAAUUAUGUUUUUAAAUGAAAUCGAAGAUAUAUUUGAAGUUAUUGAACCUUUAGAAUUCAUUAAAGUAGAGGUCCCAUUAUUCGUUCAAUUAUCUAAGUGUAUUGCUUCAUCACAUUUCCAAGUUGCGGAAAAAGUUUUAAGUUAUUGGAAUAAUGAAUAUUUUUUAAAUCUAUGUAUUGAAAAUGCAGAGGUGAUUUUACCAAUUGUCUUCCCACCUUUAUAUGAAUUAACAUCUCAGUUAGAAUUAGAUAAUGAUACCGAUCCAAAUAUGACAGACCCAUAUUUAUUAGUGGAACAAGCAAUUACAUCAGGCUCAUGGAAUAGAGCCAUUCAUGCUAUGGCUUUUAAAGCUUUAAAAAUAUUUCUAGAAACAAAUCCAGCAUUAUAUGAAAAUUGUAAUUCGUUAUAUUUAUCAAGUAUAAAGGAAACAGAACAACGUAAAAAACAGCGUGAAGAUAAUUGGAAUCAAUUGGAAAAAUAUGUUCAAGGAUUAAAGAUCGAAUUAAACUCAAAAAAUGCUUCUACACAAACACAAAUGAAUAACAAUCCUUUGGAAAAAUUACCUGAGGAUGAAGUUAAUCAAGCUAAUAGAUAUAAUAUUAAUGAUAGAAUCAAUCUUACAAAUGACCAAGAUAUAGAUAUGAAGGAAAACGAUGAAGUAUGA
This is a messenger RNA of Henningerozyma blattae CBS 6284, 2250 nucleotides long. RefSeq names its product protein phosphatase 2A regulatory subunit RTS1 (gene RTS1). The transcript has a single exon. Gene Ontology annotation, cellular component: protein phosphatase type 2A complex. Gene Ontology annotation, molecular function: protein phosphatase regulator activity. Gene Ontology annotation, biological process: signal transduction. The record is from RefSeq and is a predicted model, not a curated record. Bases 1 to 2250 code for a protein of 749 amino acids. NCBI's taxonomy places the organism in Eukaryota, Fungi, Ascomycota, Saccharomycetes, Saccharomycetales, Saccharomycetaceae.